AUGUCUGCCACUGGGGAUCCAGCUUCUGCUUCAGGUGUCUCACGGCAAGAUCAAGGGGGGCAGAAGCCAGACCCUGUAACAGGUCUGGUACCAAAAGUGAAAAAAGGGGGAUCACUCCUGAUAAUUGACUACUAUUAUGACCAGGAGCCAGAAGAUGAUGUGAACUUUGAACUCCGACCUGCUGCUGGAAGAAAUGGAUGUGAGGCUGUUUUUAGUGUAGCCCGUUCUAGCUCUUCAAGAAGUAGGAAUGUUUUAGAUGUGUCCAAGCUGAUUGAAGAGGAUGUGUGGAAGACACUUGUUGUCAAGAAAAAGAAACUGAAGAAGACAUUUUUCAGAGUAAAGUUAGCAAAACCAAAGAAUCUGGACCUGACCCAGUAUUUCAUGAUUAAAAGUGAACGAUUGAGUUCAAGCGAUGAAGACAAGAAAUGA
Molecule: messenger RNA, 429 nt
Organism: Candidula unifasciata
Lineage: Eukaryota; Metazoa; Mollusca; Gastropoda; Stylommatophora; Geomitridae
Source: the annotation of a GenBank genome assembly